Talaromyces atroroseus is the source of this 774-nucleotide messenger RNA. RefSeq lists its product as hypothetical. NCBI's taxonomy places the organism in Eukaryota, Fungi, Ascomycota, Eurotiomycetes, Eurotiales, Trichocomaceae. The coding region runs from base 1 to 774 and encodes 257 amino acids. The transcript has a single exon. Gene Ontology annotation, molecular function: hydrolase activity, acting on halide bonds, in C-halide compounds. The record is from RefSeq and is a predicted model, not a curated record.
AUGAAACAAGUCAAGUACCCUAGCGGCAUUAAAGCCGUCUUCUUCGACUUCAUGGGCACGUGUCUGGACUGGUACUCUGGGGUCAUGAAAGCUUUUCCCACGCGGUUGGAUGAACACACAAGACGCUCCCUGUCCCUCUCCUGGCGAGAAGCCUUUUUCGCAGAAAUUCAUGCUCGUUUUCAGCAGGGCCUGCCAGUGGAGUCGUUUGACGUGACUAACGCACGCCAAUUGGAGCUCGUGUUGGAGCGGCACGCCAUCCCUCUGUCGGAGUCAGAAAAGGUGCAACUCGUCCAGGCAUGGCAUCACAUGCCGGCAUGGGAGCACGUCGCCGAAACGCUCGUGGAUCUCAAACGCCACGGUCUCGAGCUCUUCGUUCUAGCCAAUGGAACAACAAGACUGCAACUUGACCUCGUACGGUCAUCCGGCCUGUGUGAGUUUGACAUGCUUUUCUCAAGUGAGCUUCUGCAUUUGGCCAAACCGGACCCAGAUUUCUACACAUCGGCACUGAGUCUGACGGGAUACCGCCCUGAGGAGACUGCUAUGGUAGCAGCGCAUGCAUAUGACUUACGGGCAGCGGGAAAGCUGGGUAUAAGGACAGUCUACAUUUCACGCUGGACAGAGGAUACGCAUGAAGAUUUACGUCAGGUCUACCAGGAUGUGGAUGGAUUUCUUGGAUCCCUGAGGGGGUACAAGUAUGAACCGGAUGACCAAGAGACCUAUGUGAUGCGCUCUCUGCCAGUUGCUUUGGGAUUGACUAGUCCGGCAGAUAUCUGA